GCCCUUUAAAGUCGCACCACUUCCGAGCUGUAAUGAAGCUGAUCGCAAUAACGCUCCAACGCAACAAGGACCGACGUCCGAAUAAGAAAAAAAAAUUCUUAGCAAUAAACGGCCUCUCUUUAGACAGGCUUUGAUGAGGGGAAGACAUUUGGACAUUGGAAUGUUCUAUUCACUCGAAGUCGAAGGAUUUUGCUCUUGGUUCAAUUCUUGGUAGGACGUGGCGUCUGCACCCGAAUGCACUGAAGUAGCCUAAAUUGGGUUAAUGUAACAUCCGUGCAUUAUUGUGGUUUUUAUUUUUCAAUUUUUAUUUUUACGUGCGCAAAGAUAACAGCAUCCUGGAUUACUUUCGUGAAACAGGAAUGGUUUAUCCUCCCGACGGUCUAUUCUACAUCGAAAUGGAUCAAGCACCACCAGCUCUCCCUGCCAGGUCAUCAAAGCCAGUGUCUUCCACCAUGAACAACAACUGCCCGUCCCCUCCUGCAUAUUCACUGCAGGACGCUGAAUGGUACUGGGGAGACAUCACCAGGGAAGAGGUAAACGAGAAGCUCCGAGACACACCUGACGGCUCCUUCCUGGUCCGUGACGCAUCGACGAAGCUGCAGGGAGACUUCACGUUAACGUUGAGAAAAGACGGCCACAACAAGUUGAUCAAAAUUUACCACCAUGACGGCAAGUACGGCUUCUCGGACCCUCUCACGUUCACUUCGGUGGUGGAGCUGAUCUGGUAUUAUCAACACCAUCCGCUGGUGGAGUACAACGCCACACUGGAUCUGAUGCUGACCCAUCCUGUCUCCCGCUUCCAGCAGGUCAAAGAAGACAGCGUGGAUAUGGCUGGGAGGAAGCUGAAGGAGGUUCAUAAUCGGUAUGAAGAGAAAUCCAGAGAGUUUGACUGUCUGUACAAAGUCUUCACAAAGACCUCACAGGAAAUACAAAUGAAGAGAACAGCAAUUGAGGCUUUUAAUGAGACAAUGCUGAUCUUUGAGGAGCAGUGUCGUGAGCAGGAGCGCUACGGCGAGGAAUACGAGAGGAACAAUCAGCCCGAAGCCCUCGAAACAGAUCUCGAAAGCUUUCUCAUAAAUUAUGAAAAGCUCAAGUGCCGACUCGUGGAGAUCUACGACAGCAAGAUUCACCUGGAGGAAGACUUGAGAACGCAAGUGGAGGACUACAGAGAGACGGACAGGAAGAUGAACAGCUUAAGGCCUGACCUCAUCCAGCUACGCAACAUUAGAGACCAGUAUUUGAACUGGCUUAAUCACAAAGGUGUACGGCAGAAACGCAUAAAUGACUGGCUGGGCAUACAGAGUGACAGCCUUGACGACACAUACGUACUAAAGGGGGAUGAAAAGAAUUUGCCCCAUCAAGAUGAGACAAGUUGGUUAGUUGGAGAAAUGAGUAGGACACAGGCUGAGGAGAUGCUUCAAGGAAAAGUUCCUGGAACGUUCCUGAUCCGCGAAAGCAGCAAACAGGGAUGUUACGCCUGCUCUGUUGUGGUGGACAAGGAAGUGAAGCAUUGCAUGAUCUACAGCACACCGCACGGAUACGGCUUCGCCGAGCCGUACGACGUCCACUGCUCGCUGAAAGAGCUCGUUCUGCACUAUCGCCUGCACUCUUUAGCUCAACACAACGACGCCCUGGAUGUUCGGCUGUCGCAUCCAGUGAACGCCAAAGCUGCAUCCUCACCUUCUCAGCAUAUAGAGGAUCACAAACUCUUACAAACUCCAAAACACACAGCAGGGCUUCCACCUGCCGCACCAGAAAUGUAAUCCAAACGAGAGAGAAAGAGAGAGAGAAAGAGAGAGAGAGACACAAAAGGACAUAUGUUUACUGUAUCCUGCGGAAAGGACUGCAUCGGAGGUGCAUUGUGUAAAAUUUUUGCACUACAGUGAUUCCAUCUUUUUUUUUUUUUUGUGAACGAGAGUUCACAUAUUGAAGUGGGACUGGAACUUGAAUGUCAGCUUAAACUCUUUUUGUUUUCGUUUGAUUGUUUGGUUGGUUGUUUUUAAAAAACAGUUUAAGCUUUCCGGAAAAAAACAAAAAAAGAGAAAAAAAAGUACUUCAUUUAUUGCAGUUUUUUUUUUUUUUUUUUUUAGUGGACACUUUGGUAAGGGAUAUUGACAACCAGAUAAAUGCUCACUAAUUUCAGGUGCUGCACCUUUGUUUGACUUCAGCUUUUACAAGGCAAACGUUAAUGUCCUUAUGCCUAGAAAAAAAAAAUUAUAUAGUCGUGGAAAUUUGACCAAUACGUUGGAUGUAUAUUAGGUAACUACUUACUGCAUUUGCCGAGGGGGGUACUGUGAGCAGGCCCGAUCUUGUCAUGGUGGACCAAACCGUUCUUGGGCCGACGCUAGGUGUGAAUAUGUGAAAAUUUGUGGUGCACAUGACAUAUUCUCUUUUUCUUAUUAGAUAUUCAUUUACAGUGGCUAAUUAUGUAGCAGUAACAUCCUGUAGAAUACCAUUGUAAGAGUAUUCAAUGUUAUAUCCAUAGACCAAAGCACUUAAUAGUGAGCAAAUCUACAUCCCUGUUUAGUCUUGUAAUUGCAGUUGGGCAAGGGUAGGGCAAUUUAUGUACACCUGCUGAUGUGCUGAUCAAAUCAUAAUCUGAAGUACUGUAUGUUAUAUUCUGUUACUCAAAGAAGUAUAAGCUUUUUGUAUUCUAUAUAUAUUUUUUCUAUAAACAUGCCACAAAAAUGAAAGCUUGAAGAAAGUGCAAUCCAACAGUAUUUUUAUUGUUGCAAUGUAUGACGACGACGACGAUGGUGGUGAAGGUAAUGCUGUUAUGAGAGGUUGACGAUUGCCACAACAAUGCACUCUCUUUGGUGGUGUCAGUGUGAUGUGGCCUCCGAUGUUUGUGUGAACUGCCAGAGGUCCGGAUGUAUCCUGCCUCCAUUACUUGAACUGUGGCAUUGCUCAAGCUAUGAAUGUUUUUUUUUUUUUUUUUUUUUUCAUGACAUGCAGCCUACAUAGCUUAAGAGGAAAGGAAUCCAUGUUGAACUUGGCACAUUUUUCAAGUGUGAGGACAAUAGAUACUCUGUACAGAGAAACUGUAACCUGUAUUUCUGAGGUUGGUUUAUGGAAGGAGGGUGUUUAAGCCUCUUGUUAAAAAAAUGGAACUCCACUUGAGGAUUGAGGAAACUCCUCGGGUGAAGCUAAGCAAUGUGAGAUCCUAACCUUUUUCUGGCUAAAAGACAAUAAACUGAUAAGGGUUUUGUCAA
Molecule: messenger RNA, 3212 nt
Organism: Cynoglossus semilaevis (tongue sole)
Lineage: Eukaryota; Metazoa; Chordata; Actinopteri; Pleuronectiformes; Cynoglossidae
Product: phosphatidylinositol 3-kinase regulatory subunit gamma-like
Exons: 10
Coding region: 360-1763 (467 amino acids)
Biological process (GO): insulin receptor signaling pathway; phosphatidylinositol phosphate biosynthetic process
Cellular component (GO): phosphatidylinositol 3-kinase complex
Molecular function (GO): 1-phosphatidylinositol-3-kinase regulator activity
Source: RefSeq, a predicted model, not a curated record